CGAGUAAAAAAAACGAAAAUUUACAUCUCAAUUCAUCAGUUAAUCGUUCAUAAAAAAUAAAAAUUCAAAAAUCGAAUUCAUCAAAAUUUCAUUUCUACGGAGAAUCUAUUCUUCGAGAAACAGCUGCCAAGCAAUUCUAACAUCAACAGCGUCGAAACAGAUGAUAGUCUCGUUGAAUUGUGAUUGAAGCUUUGCGUUCAGUUUGAUUUCGCGUUACUGACGGUUUGCGUUGGAUUGGCUAUGGGGUCAAUUGCUGGAGUGGAGAGAAAUGGUGAAGAUAGAGUUGAGGGUGGUGGGAGUUUGCUAGAGGAAACUGCUGAACCGAUUCUCUACCAGCUUGUUCGGGUUGAUGGGGAUGGUCGGUUAGUGCCUGCAACAGAUGAUGAAUUGAUGACAGUUGAAGAGUUACUUGGAGAUGAGAAGUAUGAAUUUGGUCGUGUCAUAGAUGCUGAGCACACUAUGGAGUACAAUGGAACUGAUUUAUGCUCUUCCAAAAAAAUGCAGCUUGAUGAACCCCAAGGACAUUCGGCGUCUGAAAAACACGAAGCUGUCGUAACAGACAAUUUGUCACACCAAAUGUUGCCUGAUUGUGACAAACUAAAUACUCAAGGGAAUGCAACUGCUCAUCCAUUAACCUCAGAAUAUAUCCGUAUUGAUAACUUCGAUCGUACUGAUGGAUGUUCAAACUCCUCAGAUGCAAGUGCAAAUAAUAUGUCAGCUUCCACUUCUGGGGCUAGCUCAAUGCCCGAUUUUUCAAAGUUAAAGGGGGAAAUACAUUUGGAGAAUUUGACAGUAAAAGAACUUCAGGAAACUUUUAAAGCAACCUUUGGACGAGCAACUUCAGUUAAGGACAAAUCGUGGCUUAUGAGGAGGAUUUCCAUGGGGUUGUCAAAUUCUUGUGAUUUUUCAUGUACCCGUUUUGUGAUUGAGGACAAUGGAGUCGUGAGGAAAGUUAAAGAAGAAAGCAUUGUGGAUGUCAGUAAUUUAAUCAGAGAGGAUCUUAUAGUUGCAUUGGCUAAUACUAACUCUGGUGGCCAUGAAGAAAAAGUAGAGGUUCCAGGUAAUACUACUGAAGGGAAUAGUCCCAAAUCACCAUUCAAAGGUUGUAAUGUUAGAGAGGAACUUAGCUCUGAAGAAAGAGCAUCCAAAAGAGUUCGUAAACCUACAAAACGCUACAUUGAAGAAAUUUCAGAAGUUGAAUUAAGGGAAGCUAGUGGGAAGUCAAUGCCUUCAGACAAAAGUUGUGCUUAUGAAUCAACACAUCCACAUAAUCUUGUGAUAUCUAUUUUAAAAGCCCGGCCAGAUGGAGAACCUCUUUUGAUGGGGAAAGAUCUGGUUGGAGGUUCUGGAGUUCAAAUUCCUUGCGUUUCUCGGAUUCGGAGAGGACGUCCUAGGGAAAAUUACACGACUCUUUUGAAUGAUCAGCCCAAUGGCACAAGCAUGGGACCCGAACUGGUGAAGGAACCGCUUAAUGCUAGCAACCCGGAAAUUGAAAAAACAGAUAAGGUUACUAGUUCUACUUCUGAGAAGAGUGAGCACUUCCCUGAAAGGAAAAUAAAUGAAGAGGAGAUUGUUUCAAAGCAUGAAAACAAAGACACACAUGAAGAUGAUCAUUCAGAUGAUAAUAUGAUGGCAGAGAUGGCUGCACCAGCAGUUGGAAUGAGAAGAAAACACCACCGGCCUUGGACUCUCGAUGAGGUCAGCGAAUUGGUUGACGGUGUAUCUAAGUUUGGCGUAGGUAGAUGGUCUGAGAUUAAAAAGCUUUCUUUUUCAAAUGCGCCCUAUCGGACUCCAGUUGACCUUAAGGACAAAUGGAGAAACUUAUUGAAAGCUAGCUUUGUACAGUUGCCUGGAGAAAAUGGGACGCAGAAUAAUGCUUCUAGGAAACACGCAACUAUUAUUAUCCCUGCUCCAAUUCUUUUACGCGUGCGGGAGCUUGCUGAAAUGAAUGGCCAUAUUUCACCUCGUCCAAACCAAAUCAAGUGCGGAGGAGGUAGAAUUGCUGAUGCAGAAAAAGUUGGAUGCAUGUAACAUUCUGAACUUCUAUCUGAAAAAAAUAGGUACUACGUACUACAUAUUUUGGAUAAAUAUCACGAGUACUACUGUUUACAUCAUUGCUCCAUCAUAUAGUAUAUGUGCCUAUGUGUUUAGAGAUCUAUUGGGUGUGCAACAAAUAUUGGUGAUUGCA
Cuscuta campestris is the source of this 2188-nucleotide messenger RNA. The record is from the annotation of a GenBank genome assembly. NCBI's taxonomy places the organism in Eukaryota, Viridiplantae, Streptophyta, Magnoliopsida, Solanales, Convolvulaceae.